AUGUCUCGCAAUAGCAUGUCAAACCAGCUCACCGGCGCGGAGGAUCCAGCAGACGGAAUGUCUGAACUUGGUAACAUUCAAUAUCCAUGGUCCAGCCAGGGUCAACGUGAUCGAGAAGAGCCAACUGAAAGCCCACCUUUGCGGUCUCAUCACACGGAGUCAUGCCCAGAUCACUCCAAUUCCAGCGACUGUGGUGCCCUUUCCUCUGCCAUCUCAAGUCAAGUUGAAGCCCAAUUUUCCCUGCCUCCCGUCAGCUCGCUCACCCUCCACGGAGAACACGCCGGUCUCUGGAGUUCUCUUAGCUCACGAGUCUCUGACAAAGCUCCAACUACGCACUUGCUCUCUCCUCGCCCUCCCAUGACUGUCUUUCCCGGUGAUACGCACUUUCCGUGGGCUCCUCCUACGAAAGAGACUCGCGAUACGCGCCCUCCUGGUCAAGAUCACGAAUCCCAGCAGCCUGAUGAAUUCCACCCUACCUGCGAAUUCAUCAGUCCAUGCCAAGCCGGUCCCAGCUCGGAUGGGCUACAUUUUCGCAAGGUGGUCUCCCACAUCUUCGGCCGAAACAAGUUGUCCACGAAGAAGUUUCCCGAUUCCGUCUGGGUGUGGUACUGUCGCAAACACUACCGGCGAGCCAUGUACCGCGCCGAUUCAUGGCCGCUCACUCAGUGUAGCCUACUGCUUCAGACACUGGACCGGAUGGAAAAUUGGGGUCAGGUCCGAAGCUUUGAGCUUCGCCUGCAUCAUCGGGAGACUCUCCAACGGGAACAAGAAGACCCUGAUUCUUCUCCUAAGAAAGCUAGGGUUUCAAAAACCGGCCGCCGGCACCGAACGACUGUCGCAGAACCUGUGCCAGAGUGGCUCCAGCAAGAAGUUGGCCCGAAUAAGUCCUUUGCUGAUAUCCGCCGUCUUGUUCAACGAAUUCGAGAGGAUCAGCUACAUUCUUAUCUAAGCCCCAAGUUUCCGAAUAUCGAGAUUAUCGCCUCAUUCUAUGGGGAAGAGCCCGUGCAGAAGGAGAGACACUCGAAGGGCCGACGCGUGCAGAAGCAGCAACUCGCUACCCAGGAUACGGAGCUCGAGGCUGAACAUGGAGUACCGGUUACAAAUGUACGCCAACUGGUCAUGCGCGGCGCUGUUCAGGGGCCGGAGGACGACAUAUCAAAAGCGGGUCACCAAAAAGAAAACAUUACUGAUUUCUGA
This is a messenger RNA of Penicillium diatomitis, 1197 nucleotides long. RefSeq lists its product as uncharacterized. Lineage: Eukaryota; Fungi; Ascomycota; Eurotiomycetes; Eurotiales; Aspergillaceae. Bases 1 to 1197 code for a protein of 398 amino acids. The transcript has a single exon. The record is from RefSeq and is a predicted model, not a curated record.